AUGGCCUCGGCGGUGUUUGAGGGCACGUCUCUGGUGAACAUGUUUGUGCGCGGCUGCUGGGUGAAUGGCAUCCGCAGGCUCAUCAUCAACCGGCGCGGCGAUGAGGAAGAGUUCUUCGAAAUCCGUACCGAAUGGUCGGACCGCAAUGUGCUCUACCUGCACCGCAGCUACGCUGACCUGGGCCGCCUGCUACGGCGCCUAAGAGACUCCUUCCCCGAGGACCGGCCGGCGCUGGCGCGCUCCCCGCUGCUGCCAGGGCUAGUUGCGAUAAAGGACGCCCAUGAUAUUGAGACCAGGCUUAAUGAGGUGGAAAAGCUUCUCAAGGCAAUCAUCAGCAUGCCGUGUAAAUACUCCAGGUCAGAAGUUGUGCUCACCUUCUUUGAAAGAUCCCCUCUGGAUCAAGUGUUAAAAAAUGAUAAUGUCCACAAAAUUCAGCCCAGUUUUCAAAGUCCAGUGAAAAUAUCAGAAAUCAUGAGGUCCAAUGGCUUUUGUUUAGCAAACACAGAAACAAUUGUAAUUGACCACAGUAUACCAAAUGGAAAGGACCAACACCUGGAUGUGGACUCAACAGAGCAUCUGUUUGAGAAUGGCAGUGAGUUUACCUCAGAGCUGGAGGAUGGCGAUGACCCUGCAGCCUAUGUCACCAACCUGUCCUAUUACCAUCUGGUCCCCUUUGAGACAGACAUUCUGGACUGA
Messenger RNA from Orycteropus afer afer, 696 nucleotides. RefSeq names its product PX domain containing 1 (gene PXDC1). Gene Ontology annotation, molecular function: phosphatidylinositol binding. The transcript has 5 exons. Bases 1 to 696 code for a protein of 231 amino acids. The record is from RefSeq and is a predicted model, not a curated record. NCBI's taxonomy places the organism in Eukaryota, Metazoa, Chordata, Mammalia, Tubulidentata, Orycteropodidae.